Molecule: messenger RNA, 1755 nt
Organism: Pyrenophora tritici-repentis Pt-1C-BFP
Lineage: Eukaryota; Fungi; Ascomycota; Dothideomycetes; Pleosporales; Pleosporaceae
Product: Pyr-redox-3 multi-domain protein
Molecular function (GO): NADP binding; N,N-dimethylaniline monooxygenase activity; flavin adenine dinucleotide binding
Source: RefSeq, a predicted model, not a curated record
AUGUCGUUUGAUACGGAAGUCCUAAUCAUAGGCGCGGGCAUGAGCGGCCUGGGUCUCGCAGUCCAAAUCAUUCGAAACUACGGCAUCCGGAACUUUGAGCUUGUUGAGAAGAGCGAAGAUGUAGGCGGUACUUGGCUGGCGAACACGUAUCCAGGUUGUGGCUGUGAUGUUGCUUCGCACUUCUACUCGUACAGCUUCGCUCUUAACCCUGACUGGAGUCGCAAGUACUCUAUGCGUCCGGAAAUCCAGGCAUACUUUCGUUCCGUCGCUGAACAGUAUCGUGUCGUUGACCACGUCCGCUUCCGUUCUAUUCUCGAGAAGGCGGUGUGGAAUGAUGUGGACAACGUCUGGGAGGCGUCUAUCUUGAAUCUACAAACUAAGGAACGGAUUGUGCGACGAGCCAAGGUACUGAUAUCCGGUGUUGGCUCGCUCUCAGUGCCAAAGACAUGCGACCUACCUGGUGUGGACACAUACAAGGGCAAGCUGUUUCACUCCGCUCAAUGGGAUCAUAGCUUUGACUGGGCAGACAAGGACAUCGUUGUACUUGGCAAUGGCUGCUCGGCAACCCAAUUCGUGCCUAUCAUGGCCAACGAGCCGAAUCCCGUACGCAAGCUUACACAGUUUGGAAGACAAGCCCAGUACCUAGCUGAGCGAGAAAACCCGCAUUAUUCCAACACCUUCAAGGCUGUGAUGCGUUACGUGCCAUUGGCGAUGCGACUCUACCGUGCGAAGUUCUAUUAUGAAAUGGAGCGUGACUGGAGUGGCUUUGAUAUCGAGACUGGGCGCAACAUACGUCAAGACCUGGCGAAAGAGAAUGAGGCGUACGUCAAGAGCAUGGCACCACCGAAAUACUGGAAUGCUAUUAUCCCGAAGACUGAAAUCGGAUGUAAGAGGAAAGUGCUGGACACUGACUACCUGAAGACUCUGUGGAGGGACAAUAUCGAGCUUGUGGCCGACGACCCUGCCGAGAGAAUUACUGAGAGCGGAGUUGUGACAAAGAGCGGCCGUGAAGUGAACGCAGAUGCAAUCGUACUUGCGACCGGCUUUGCAACGCAGCAGAUGUUAUUUCCGAUGGAAAUUGUUGGUCGGGAUGGCAUCAGCUUACACGAACAUUGGGAUAAAACCUCGUUGGGUGUCGCGCAAGCCUACUUCGGCACUGUAGUGCCAAACUUUCCCAACUUCUUCAUCUUGAUGGGACCAAACACAGUCACUGGUCACUUGAGCGUCAUCUACACUGUGGAGUGCCAGAUCAAUUUCACUCUUCGCCUCCUCGAGCCCAUCUUCAAGUCUCUCCCAUCCUACCGAUCUCGGUCUUUCAUCCCAAAGAUGCUUGCGCCGCCCCCAGCCACCGUGGAAGUCAAGUCCGAAGCCGCAAUCGCCGACUCGCAGUGGACGCAGCAAGCUGCCAAGAAACUAGUCUGGGCCUCAGGGUGCGUGAACUGGGCUGUGGAUCCCAAGACGGGCCUCAACAACAUGAUGUACCCAGAUUGGCAAUUCAUGUAUUGGCUUAGAAGCAUCUUCUGGAAAAAGAGCGACUUUGUUUACAAGAAAGAGAAGACUGGGGAAGAGUUCCGGCCUGGUGCUGGCAAGACGAUGCUUUGGCUGGCAACUGUUGGGGCGAUUGCGGGUGGCGCCUUCUUUGGACGAGACUGGAUUCAAGAUGAACUGCCUCGACAACUGAGACAUUUGAACACGAGGGGGCUGGUGCGGCAUUUUCCUGUAAAAAUUGCGCUAGAGCGGUGCCUUAGCGCGUGA